UUUGUUUAUAACUAGUUUUACACCAUUAGCACUCGUUUACAUUUUUCUCCAUCGACUCCACCCUUAGAUUGAUUACAAAUUACAACUAGUCAGGUUAUCGAUCGUCGACCGUCGUAGAUAUUCAAAUUGUACAUUAUUUCGCUCUUCCGUGUCUAUGAUAAUAGUGCUCUUCCAUUUGUUACUUACAUUGUAUUUUUGUUUUUUUUUUUCACUAUUUUGCAAUCACAUAACGGUACCUCUCCUAGCCAGCUUAGUGGGGCUUGUUUGGGUGAACACGAACACAGCCUGAUAGUAUAAUUAUCAUGUUCCUAUUCUCGUGACAUUUUCCAUUUGCUCGCGGUUGCAAUGCUUCGGUUUUUGAGUAGAAAACGGGGUCGGAACGAUCCAAAAGCUCGAAACAUCAAAGCUGGGGCUGAACGCUUAAAUCCUCCAAACAAGCAUUGUAUGCAAUGCAGGGUUAUGCUUCUAGAUGGUACAGACCUAUGCAUUGAACUAUCGAAAAAGGCUGUUGGUAGUGAUUUAUAUGAACAAGUAUUUUAUUCAUUGGAUUUGAUUGAAAAAGAUUACUUUGGUUUACAGUUUACUGAUGCUAAUCACGUUCAGCAUUGGCUCGAUCCUACAAAAGCAAUAAAAAAACAAGUUAGAAUUGGACCACCAUAUACAUUUAGACUACGUGUUAAAUUCUAUUCUUCAGAACCAAAUAUGCUUCGAGAAGAGUUAACUCGUUAUCAGUUUUUUCUUCAACUCAAAUUAGAUAUCCACGAAGGUCGGCUUGAAUGCCUACAAAAUACUUGCAUUGAAUUAGCAGCUUUAGCUUUACAAUCUGAGCUUGGUGAUUAUGAUGAAACUUGUCAUACUCCUGCAGUUAUAUCUGAAUUUAGGUUUGUACCAAAUCAAACUGAAGAUAUGGAAAUACAAAUUGUAGAAGAAUUUAAAAAAUGUAAAGGUUUGACUCCAGCUCAAGCAGAAACCAGUUAUUUAAAUAAGGUUAAAUGGUUGGAAAUGUAUGGAGUUGAUAACCAUACUGUCUUAGGUAAAGAUGGAUGUGAAUAUGCUCUUGGUUUAACACCAACAGGUAUUUUAGUAUUUGAAGGCCUUCAAAAAAUUGGACUCUUUUUCUGGCCGAAGAUUGGAAAAUUGGAUUUUAAAAAGAAAAAACUGACUUUAGUCGUUGUAGAAGAUGAUGAUCAAGGACGCGAACAAGAGCAUACAUUUGUAUUUCGAUUACAUAAUGAAAAAGCAUGUAAACAUUUAUGGAAAUGUGCUGUUGAACAUCAUGCAUUCUUUAGGCUUCGUGCUCCUGUUAAAGGUCCGUCUGCGCGACAAAAUUUUUUCAGAAUGGGUUCACGGUUUAGAUACAGUGGCAAAACUGAGUUUCAAACGACUCAAUUAAAUAGAGCAAGAAGAACUGUUCAAUUUGAAAGAAGACCAAGUCAACGAUAUGCACGAAGACAAUCGCAUGUUUUAAGAGAACGACAAAAGGACAAAACUGAAAAGCCAAAACCAGAAAAUGAAAAUGAGAAAAUAGAAAAAAUUAAUAUUAUGGAUAAACCUCCAACUCCAAUCUUAGAUUCCAAAGAUAUUCAUCUAGAACCAACAUCCUCAUUAACCUCAAACUCUUCUGAUAUUGCUGAGGAAAGGUUAGACUCAUUAUUAAAGAGUUUGAAUAAAGAAUCACCUUUGAUAAACAGCAAAAUAAAUGAAUCAAAUUCAGUUGAUACAAUUAAUAAAACAGAUGAUUUUGGCAAAAAUCAAAAUCAAUCUUCGUCUCCAUUACCAAACAAUCGAAACAUUUCAUUUAAUACUACUCCAAGACCAAUUCCCAAAGAACAUUUAAAAUGCAACAUUCUAAAAGCUAAAGUUGAAGAAGAAAUGAGGAAAUCUCCUUUGUCCAUGUUUGAUCCAUUAUCUAAAGUAACAAAUUUGCAAGAUAAUUAUAUACUACAUAAUGGAGAAUGCAAUAUUAGUUCUAAAUCAAAUUCUUUUGGCAAAGAACAAGCAACAUUUGUAUCUGUUGGUGGAGACAAACUGACAUUAUCCCUUAAUGGUGGCAUUGCAGCACCAGAAGAAACUAAACAACCAUUGGAUGAACAACCUAUAUCUGAAACAUCUGUGUCUAAAGAUGACCGUAAAAGAUGUGCUACUCCAGUAACAGUGACCCAUUUCUCUUUUGGUGAAUGUGGGAAAUUAGAACAAAGGGUGGUUUCUCCUGAAAGAAGUCCUACAGAAAGUAUGUCAAGCAUUUUAUCCUUACCAUUUAAUGCCACUUCUCCUACUAGCCCUCGUAACCCAUUUUCGGCAAAUCCGUUUAUUGGUGAUUCACAAACAGCAACAACAAAUCCAUUCUUAUCAUCAUCGUCAAACCCAUUUGCCGAUGGUAUAAAAAAAGAUUCAACUAAUGAUGUCGUAGUUGCUGUUGAAUCAAAUACUGGCAUAAAUGGUGUAACAAAUUCUAAUACUAAGGUAGCCCAAAAAAAUCAGGAACUUACUAAAGCAAAGCCUUUAAAUCAAAUUUCCCCAUGGUUAAUUAGUAGUGGUGCUGAGACUUCAUCCGUACCCAAAAUAAUAACCAGGAAGUCUGUGAUCACAACACAACUUUAAAAAUGGUAUGUAUGUUAGAACUACUAUUCACUGUUAUAACAGAAAUGUUAAAAAAGCUAUUAAGUAUUAAGAAUUUAAUAUUAUGUUAUUUUUUUUUAUGUAUAUAUUCAAAAUUAAUUUGUGAUAGAAAAUACAAAACCUCAAUAAAAAAAGUUAGCUGUCACAAAUUGUUAUGUUAGGCAUCACAGUUUUUUUCAUUGUAUGCAAUAUUUUAACAUUCUUAAUGGAAUUGAUCUCUUUAUUCUUUUAUGAAUUAAAAGAAAGUUAUAAUUGAAAUUUAAAUUUAAAGAAAAUAAUAAUACUUAAAACUUAAAAGUAUUUCAUUUUACUACAGUCAAUACAAAACAUGAAAAAAUAUAUUUAUCUUUUAUUAAGAUAUUAUCGUUAAAAUAAGUUAUAACUUAAGUUUAGAUCAAAUUUAGAUCAAUGAGUUUAUUAAUUUAUUUUUUAAUUAUUCUAUUGUAAUACUAUUGGAUUCAGACUGAAAAUCAUGUCAUUAAUGUAUGAUAUUAUAUAUAUAUUUUUAAUAAUAUGUUAUUUUAAAACAUUAAUUUAUUACUGUCAUCUUAAAUGUAUGUUUUAAGCAUACAUUAAUUAACCUGUAUUUAUCAGGGCUCAAAAUUAUUUUAGUAUUUAAUAACUAAAAUAAAAAUAUGUUGAUUAUUAAUUAAUUUAAAAUCAUACUCUUGGUUCAUAUUUACUAAUAUGAACAAAACAACUAAAUGAAUUUAGAAAGUGCCUUUUAUCAUUACACCUAAAGUUUGUAUAGAAUUUUCGCUCUCUUUCCUUUUAUUCAAUAACAAUGAUUAUUUAUAUACAAUUGUUAAGUAAUAUGUAAUAUACAUAUUUUCAAUAUUUCUAAAUUGUAACAUAUAACUACGAUUCUUAACAAAAUAAUUGAAAAGAAAAAAAAAUUAUUAAUUUACUGGUAUUCAACAUAUUAAUAUAAUAUACCUAUAUCUAUUUUAUUAAAUAAAAUGUUAAAUUAUUAUAUAUUUUUAAAACUGUUAAAAAAAAAUAGUGUGUUUUUGUUUACCCAAUGUUGCACUGUGUGUGUUGAACAAAUUGCCUUUACUUGUGAUAAUUAUAUAAUGCAGUAUUAAUUUGUUGUUUUUUUUGUUUUUUUUUUUACUGCAAUAUAACAAAAGUUAAUUAUAACAUUUUGUUUUGUAUGAAUGUAUGCCGUCCUCAUUUAAUUUUGUAUUUACAUAUAAUUAUAAGUAUUUAAUGUUUGUAAUUUUAAGUUUUAUACCGUUUGUGCCAUAGUUUGUAGGGGUUGUGUAGAACAACAGUUAAGGUAAUUUAAAAUUGUAUAUAUUCUAAUAUGGCAUUUGUAUGAUGUACAUGAAUAGUAUUUAUUUAUACGAUUAAAAAUUAAAAAAUAUUAUUUAAUAAUACCUAGUAUCAUAACUAUAGAUAAAGAUAUAAUGGUUAAUGGUAUCUUAGAAUACCCAAUAUUCUUUUUAAUAACAAUGUAUAUUACAAAUGCCAUUUUAG
Metopolophium dirhodum (rose-grain aphid) is the source of this 4098-nucleotide messenger RNA. Its product is annotated as band 4.1-like protein 5. The transcript is spliced from 16 exons. Bases 346 to 2601 code for a protein of 751 amino acids. Gene Ontology annotation, molecular function: cytoskeletal protein binding. The record is from RefSeq and is a predicted model, not a curated record. NCBI's taxonomy places the organism in Eukaryota, Metazoa, Arthropoda, Insecta, Hemiptera, Aphididae. Gene Ontology annotation, cellular component: cytoskeleton.